Messenger RNA from Eimeria necatrix, 462 nucleotides. Its product is annotated as OSJNBa0054D14.1 protein, related. The transcript has a single exon. Gene Ontology annotation, molecular function: nucleic acid binding. The coding region runs from base 1 to 462 and encodes 153 amino acids. Lineage: Eukaryota; Apicomplexa; Conoidasida; Eucoccidiorida; Eimeriidae. Gene Ontology annotation, biological process: DNA integration. The record is from RefSeq and is a predicted model, not a curated record.
AUGCUUCUUGCGGACCGUCUUAGGCCCUGCCACGGCUUUCUGGAUGUGCUCAUUUCCGACCAGAACCCCUGUUUUCAAUCUGAUCUUCGGCAACAACUCUGUAGCUGUUUCAACAUCAAACGUGCCAUGUCCUCGUCCUACCGUCCCCAGAGAGACAGCCAAACUCAGCGGGUUAGCCCCACCCCGGAGCAGAUGCUCCGCACCCAGAUACACCCUGAUGAACGUGAAUGGGAGCGCCUGCUUCCUGCCCUGGAGCUUGCUUACAACACGGCAAUCCAUUCGUUCAUCGAUCUAUCCACUUCCGAGGUCAUGGUCGGCGAGAAUCCACUACCAGCCGCAGACGCCGACGUCGUGGGUGCGUUAGCUCGUACGCACACCCCUUUGAUGGCGAAGUUUUUCCGUCAGCUUUGUGACAGGGCCCAGGACCACAUCCCAAAGGCGAAAUGGCAGCAGAAGUACUAA